ACCCUGAUAUUUGUGUGCUUAGAAACAUAUUUGUCAUAGGUACGUAAUGCUAUCCCACGCGUCCCGUGCAAGCCAUGCAACGUUCGACCUGUCGCGCCGUGGGAAUGUGGACUUGUGGAGGGGAUAUCACACGCUUUCCCACGCACCCACGCGUACGAUUAGUGUGUUUCUAGAGAUCUUACAUUCUGACGCGUCAUCGCGGUAUGAAUGUAACUCGCGCUGCAAAAUGGCCGACGAACAACUCAUCGAAUUGGUUAGGCGAUAUGAAGCCAUUUAUAAUAUUAGUUGCCACGAAUAUCGCGAUGCUACCUUACGCAAUGCGGCAUGGGAAGAAAUAGCAAAACUACACGGCAAGACUGUUCAGGAGUGCAAAGAAGAUUGGAACAAGUUGCGUAAUUGCUAUAAUAAUGCUAUGAAACGGCGCCAAAAGAAAAGUGGGCAGGCUGGAAAAAAGAUUGCGCCUUGGCGCUUUGAAGAACAAAUGUCAUUUUUAAAGCCAUAUUUGCAGGGCCGCCCUACUACAGGCAAUCUUAAACUCGAGGUUGACCUUGAUAAUAAUACAAUGUCUAGUAACGAUUCUUUUCCAUUUCUUGAAAGUCCGACAUCGCCGGCAUCCCCUGAAAACAUUUUUUCCCGUACCAGUACUCCCGCAUCGAAUGCGUCACGCAAAAGAAAGACUAGUUCUAGUCGCCAUGAUUUAGGUGAUCUGCUAGAAAUGAUGAAAACCUCUCAAGAGAUUAGAAUGAAAGAAAAAGAAAUGGAUGAUUUAGAUACCUUCUUUUUAAGCAUGAGUAAAACUUUGAAGAAACUUCCAAAACUGGAUCAAAUAAGAAUUAAAAUGGAUUUGCUUAAAGCUAUAAGUGAAGCAGAAAUCAAACAACUUGAAGCUCAACAAAAUACAUCGAAGAUACCUAUUAGGAGUCAGAUAAGCAGCCGAAGACUUAUUUAGCUGAACUACCCUAUACAGAAGUUUCAUUUGAAACUGCUAGUCAGAUGAGAGGAGCUCAUUUCUGAAAAUCAGUGCCGUGUCUCUUAGGCACGGUCUACGCUUAGCGGCAUCCUAUUUGGUAUACCGGUUCACUCUAUUUGUAUUGUGUUGUACCGGUACUGUUCUUAUACCAAAUAAAUAUUUUUUCUUUCUUUCUUCUUUCUUUAAAUAUAAUUC
Messenger RNA from Leguminivora glycinivorella, 1165 nucleotides. RefSeq lists its product as uncharacterized. Bases 47 to 949 code for a protein of 300 amino acids. Gene Ontology annotation, cellular component: nucleus; transcription regulator complex. Gene Ontology annotation, biological process: regulation of transcription by RNA polymerase II. The record is from RefSeq and is a predicted model, not a curated record. Gene Ontology annotation, molecular function: DNA binding. The transcript is spliced from 2 exons. NCBI's taxonomy places the organism in Eukaryota, Metazoa, Arthropoda, Insecta, Lepidoptera, Tortricidae.